This is a messenger RNA of Ogataea haglerorum, 2427 nucleotides long. RefSeq lists its product as uncharacterized. The record is from RefSeq and is a predicted model, not a curated record. NCBI's taxonomy places the organism in Eukaryota, Fungi, Ascomycota, Pichiomycetes, Pichiales, Pichiaceae. The transcript has 2 exons. Bases 1 to 2427 code for a protein of 808 amino acids.
AUGCCCAAUCUGCCGUCCGCGACGGCCAAUUUGUGGGACUCGCCGUCGGCGCGGUCCAGCACGUCGGCAGACUCCGAGAGAACCAUCGCCGUCGACGAGAAACGGCCGGGCAGCCCCCACAAGAACCUGUACGAGCAACUGCAGAACGUCGCUCGCGAGCAGCCCACGGCGCCCCGCGCAAACUCUGCGGGCUCGCUGCCCGCCCCACCUAAUAACGCCCGCCACGUCUCGUCGCACAGCACCGCGUCUCUGAGCGAGAACGAUUUUGUUUCCGCCGAGGAGGGCAGCUCGAGCGGCCGCGCAUCGGAGCCGGACAGCGACGCGACGGUCGACAUCGCCGACGAGACCGCCGACGACACCAUGCAGACCCACGAGACCGGCCAGGGUCCAAAAGACGCCGCGUUCGUGGACGACCUGUACGAGUCGUUCGAAGCUCCAGAAAUCGCACCGUCGCAAAAGCGCGUCUCGUCGGCCGAGUCGGCCGAGCCGGAGGCCGUCCUGGCGAUCUGGUCGACGCAGGAAGACUUCCAGAAAGUGCACAAGACGCAGCCGUCGUUCCAGAGCAUCUGCGACCCGAAGAAGCACGUGGUGAGCACGGACCACUUCAAGGACAUCAAAAUCAGAGACCCGGUGCUUGUGCGGGACGACAACGACGCCGACGACGAGGGCGACGAGCCCCGCCGCGCCAGCUUUGCUGCCCCAGACGUGUCGCUUGAGAAGACGUUCCACAACCCGCUGGACUCGAUCCAGGACACCGACACCUCGAAGGUGUCGCUCGGCUCGAUCCACCUCUCGGACGUGCUCCUGGACGGCGACGACUCGUUCCUACGGGAAAUCGAGGCGUGGCAGCCGGAGACGCAUGUGCAGCCGCCGCAGAAAGCCUGUCUCGGCGAAAACCGACAACGCGAGCGUCCCGAUCCCGCGCAUGUCGGCGGACGAGGUGGAGCAGCUCAUGCUCCUCAAGAAAGUGACCAGCGACGAGUUCCAGGUCAAGGAGGCCAACAGCAGGCUGACGUUCGAGAGCAACGCGCCGCACCUGGAGCAGUGCGUGCAGGUGAGCGACGCGAGAAGCGAGGAGACCGACGACAGGGCCUCGGCGAUCGUGCCGGAGCUGUCGAUCGCCACGGGCCAGACCGCGCGCCGGUACGGCGAGCUGGCGCAGCUGGGCGACGCGCAGACGAACUCGCGCGUCGGCUCUGCGCUGUCGUCGUCGACAAAGCUGGGCGAGCCCGCGCCGCUCGUGCUGGGCGAGCAGGGCCGGUUCUUCCUGCGCGUGAUGGCGGUGCGGGAGCUGAACCUGCCCGAGCUGGUGCGGCGCAACGCGCAGUUCCAGAUCGUCCUCGACAACUCGAUCCACCGGCUCACGACAGACUACUUCCCGGUCGAGUCCGCGCAGUUUGUGCCCGUGAACAAGGAGUUCGAGCUCGUGGUGGGCGCGUCGCUCGACGUCGUGCUCACGCUGCGGCUGCGCUACGACAAGCCCAAGGACCAGCUGGUGGAGGUGGUGGAGAAGCGCAGGGCGAAGCCGAAGAACGCGCUGGCGAAGCUGCUCGGCGUCAAGGACAUCGUCACGUCGACGCGGUACGUGACCCGCCCUGCCGAGAAGGACCCGCUCGAGCACGCGCUGGCCGCGGACGGCUCGUUCGCGAAGCUCAGGAUCUCGUUCGACAGCUUCAGGGAGCAGGUCACGUGCGAGUCCAAGAUCUUCCGGCUCGACGCGCUGAACGAGUGGACCGCCGUGGGCGGACGGACGGCGGCUCCGUACAGAGCGUGCGCGGUCGACUUCAACAUGCUCUUUGUGCCGCGCACCAGCGAGCACGAGACGCUGCCGACGAGCAUCAAGAACGCGUACGAGCAGGUCGAGCAGGUGCGCGGCACGCUCGCCACGCGCCACGAGGGCUACAUGUACCAGGAGGGCGGCGACAUGGAGGUGUGGACGCGGCGCUUCUUCACGCUCGACGGCUACGACCUGUGCGCGCACCACGAGACGACGCGGAAGCUGCGCGCGCGCAUCAACCUGCGGCGCGUCGUGGACGUCGAGUACGUGGGGAAGACGGCGGCGCACGGCCAGGGCGGCCGGCGCGUGUACAGCGACCGGCUGCUGCUGAACGACGCGUUCCGGCUCCGUUUUGCGAACGGCGAGACGAUCUACUUUGGCUGCGACAGCAGCCGCGAGAAGACGGAGUGGGUGGGCGUGCUGGAGACGCUGGCGGCCAGAAACGCGUUCCGCCGCCAGCCGUGGGUCAAGCAGAUGGUGGCCAAGUGCGGCUAGCGGCACCGUUUCUCUCCGCGGACAGCGCCCCGGCCGGGGGCCCGGUGUGCGGCGCAAGCGAAAACUCGGCCACGCCGAAUUGCCAUCUAGAGUAUCUUAUCUUUGCGCGUGCAAGGGUGUGUCUGCGCAUGCAUGCGCGCCUGCCAAGUAUAUAA